Messenger RNA from Priapulus caudatus, 1453 nucleotides. Its product is annotated as F-box only protein 4-like. Lineage: Eukaryota; Metazoa; Priapulida; Priapulimorpha; Priapulimorphida; Priapulidae. The transcript has 6 exons. The coding region runs from base 214 to 1308 and encodes 364 amino acids. Gene Ontology annotation, cellular component: SCF ubiquitin ligase complex. Gene Ontology annotation, biological process: SCF-dependent proteasomal ubiquitin-dependent protein catabolic process; protein polyubiquitination. The record is from RefSeq and is a predicted model, not a curated record. Gene Ontology annotation, molecular function: GTP binding; protein binding; GTPase activity.
CAUAGAUGCGUACAAACAUACGCACAGAUACAAAUACGCACUCACUCAUACACUCAGUCACCGACUUAAUCACGACUGUUCGACAAGCUUCGAAGUAUUGUAAUAGGUCUUGAUAAGCCUUUCGUGGAGGUUGACACCUCUUUGGUAGAUUUUCGUCCAAGCACGGAGAACCGUCUUCUGGAAGCUUCCGAUAAGCUUACAGUGGGACUUACUAUGCUGCAGCUUUCUAAGCAACAUCAAGCAUGCGCUGCUGUCGACUGCGAUCUUACGUGUCAUACAGGCGGUCUUCAGCAAUACAUAAACAAACUAGUACAAAGAAAAAGUCCUGUUAGCAACACAUCAGGCAAUUUGUGCGAUGAUUCCAACGGAUCAAUAUCGGACUUCCUAGGUUUGCCGGUAUCGGUUCAGCUACAGAUUUUUUCGUACCUGUCUCCGAAAGCCCUGUGCGGUGUCGCCUCAGUUUGUCGACAAUACUACAUUCUUAGUUGUGACGAAAUCCUAUGGCAGCGCCACCUGUACAAGGACGUCGUCACUUGGAAUGUGUUAACAAACGAGUUGAAUCCAGAUGACAAAACCGAUUUGCCAGCAAAGCAAAUAUACCAGACAUGCAGUCAACAGUUCCAGCACAAAAAUCUCGAGUAUUAUCCUGUUAUACGCCAGAUCAGCACCAUUAUCAAGACUCUAAUAUCCUGGCGACCGCCUAAAGUUGUCAUGUUUGGACCAGGCCUAGAAAGUAGCGCAACAAAAUGCGUCCUGGGGAAAAUGCUUUAUGAUACAAGUUUGUUUCAAAUCACCGGACUCGUACCUGGAAGAUCUGGAGGUAUAGGUGCUGGAAUCGAUUUGCGGAUAAAGUCCCGUCGCUUCACCCUCAUCACACUGUAUUCGAAUACAGAGAGGGUCAGAGAACAGUACCCAACAAAAAACUGCGUUGCUAAUAACCGCAUGCUGGCUCAAGAUGGCGAUGGCACCAUAUAUUUAACUUCGGCUAUGGGCGAGGUAGCCCGCAGUGCAAAUGCGUUCGUAUUUGUUGUUGAUGCGUCUGAUCGAAAUGAAUACGCUUUAAGGAACAGCAGCUACGACUCUCUACUCUCGGCAGUGGUUACACCACAGACAGGAUCGUCGUGUGCACCUUUGUUGGUUGUAGCCGCUGCAAUAAAUAAUGCACCUAAUUCUGUAUCAGCUAUCGAGGUCACACGAAAUCUGAAGCUCAACAAGAUUUUAAACCCUUGGCAGGUACACAUGGUGGAUAUCGCUAACUUGGGAGGAAUAUCGGCUGCGUUUGAAUGGGUGCUGGAGCAGGCACACUGAUCUGAUUGACUCUAUUCGCAACAACGUUUUUCAUUCGAGGAAGACGGCGGGAUUCAUGCAAUUUACAGAACAAAUUCUGCGUAUUGAAUAUGAAAUAACUACCGUUAUAAUUGACAGUUUACAAAAUAAAAAUUAUCUCAAGGUC